Molecule: messenger RNA, 598 nt
Organism: Mangifera indica (mango)
Lineage: Eukaryota; Viridiplantae; Streptophyta; Magnoliopsida; Sapindales; Anacardiaceae
Product: transcription factor bHLH51-like
Exons: 1
Coding region: 1-525 (174 amino acids)
Biological process (GO): regulation of DNA-templated transcription
Molecular function (GO): DNA-binding transcription factor activity
Source: RefSeq, a predicted model, not a curated record
AUGGCUGCAUUAAUCCGGUGUUCACAGAUGGACAAAGCCACCUUACUUGCUGAAGUCAUAAACCAAGUGAAAGUGCUGAAUGAAAUGGAAGCCAGCAAGGUUUAUCUCAUCCCAAUGGAUGACGAUGAAGUGAAGGUUGAACCGCAUAGUGACGCAGCAGUAGAAGGAACGUUCUUGUUCAAGGCAUCGAUCUGUUGCGACUACCGCCUCGAACUUGUGUCUGAUGUAAAACAAGCUCUCGAUACUCUCCCACUGAAGAUAGUAAACGUGGAAAUAUCAACACUCGGAGGUCGGUUGAAGAAUCUUUUUGUUUUCAGCAGUUGCAAACAAGGGAAUAUUGAUAAUGGUGUGGCGUCCCAGCUUCUUGCAAAUGCUGUUCAUCAGGCCCUGAGUUCCAUCCUGGAUAGAGCAUUCUCCAUCGCCGGAAUACUCACCACGAACAACACUGCCGAACAAGAGGCAGAGGAUCCCUUUUUUCGAUUCCUGGAGCUCAUCUUCUUGAGAGCUUGGAUCUUGCUGGGCUAGUUAUGUAGAUAUACGUUGCUGCAACUUCAGUACUGCAUCACUUGGAAUAUUGAUGACAAAGUUGUUAUGCAAA